UAGUCUGUGUUUUUAUGAGAUCAGAACUUGAUAGGAAGAAGGCUAAAGAUGUAUUUUUUUGUUUUCCUCUUUCCAGAUAUGAGAAAUGAGUGUUGGACGCAGAAGAUUAAAGCUGCUGGGAAUUCUGAUGAUGGUAAACAUUUUUAUUUAUGUGAUUGUGGAAGUCUCAAAAAGUGGCAGCCAAGAGAAGAAUGCAAAAGGCCGUGUUAUUAUACCACGCAGCAAAUUUUGGAGAAAAUACACUCCUCACAAAGCUUAUUGGAACAGACAGCAACAGAAGCUUGAGCUGCUGUACAACCCUAUUCUGACCUUGCUUUCCAACAUGACUGUGGAGGAGAACUUAGUUUCUAACUCAAGUGUUCUCAGUUCCUGUGACCCUGACCCAUGGGUACAUUCAGAGGUUAGUGACUUUGCAAGCUUACCGGACAGAUUCAAAGACUUUUUGCUUUAUUUGAGAUGUAGAAAUUAUUCAUUAUUAAUGGAUCAACCAAACAAGUGCAAACAUAAACCUUUUCUGCUGCUAGCUAUUAAGUCACUUACACCCCAUUUUGAUAGAAGGCAAGCAAUUAGGGAAUCCUGGGGCAAGGAAAUAAAAUCGGGAGAUGUGACAGUCAAAAGGGUCUUCUUACUUGGACAGACCCCACCAGAGGAUAAUUUCCCUGAUCUUUCAGACAUGAUAAAAUUUGAGAGUGAAACCCACCAAGACAUUCUCCUCUGGAACUACAGAGACACUUUCUUCAAUUUAACUCUGAAAGAGGUGCUGUUUCUUAAGUGGGUCAGCAGCAGUUGCGCAGAUGUCCAGUUUAUUUUUAAGGGCGAUGAUGAUGUUUUUGUGAAUACCCAUCAGAUCCUGGAUUACUUGAAGAGCUUAUCAAAGGAGAAAGCCAAAGACUUAUUUAUAGGCGAUGUGAUCAAAGAUGCUGGACCUCAUAGGGAAAAAAAAUUGAAGUACUACAUCCCAGAAAGUGUUUAUGAAGGUUCGUAUCCUCCAUAUGCAGGGGGUGGUGGGUUUCUGUACUCUGGUGAUCUGGCAUUAAGACUGAAUAAUGCAUCUGACCAGGUACUCCUUUACCCUAUUGAUGAUGUUUAUACUGGAAUGUGCCUUCAGAAGCUUGGGCUUGCUCCGGAAAAACACAGAGGCUUCAAAACAUUUGACAUUGAAGAGAAAUACAGAAAUAACAUGUGUUCCUACACAAACUUAAUGUUAGUACAUAGUAGAAAGCCUCAAGAAAUGAUUAAGAUUUGGACAAGCUUGCAAGAUCCACACUUAAAUUGUUAAAGUAGUGGGAAUAAAUGUCUUAAGUCCAAAUAACUUACCAGGUUUGGGUCUGACUUUCUUGGUGGACCACUGAAGCUCCGUUUAAUAGUUUAAUUUUCUCUCUCUGGAAACUUUUUCCCAUACUUUUGAAAAUGAGGGUGAUAUUAAAAUUUGAGGGGUUGGCUUGAAGACUUGGUCCUGACUUUUCCACUGUUCCAGUGGUCAUUAUGUUUCAAUAUUUGUCUUAAGAUUAAAAAGGACUUCAAGUAUGUAACUAGCUGUAAGUGACCAGUUAGCUGUCUUGGAAACAGGGAUUGUCUACUGCAACGCAUCUUUCAUUAAUUGUGAUGGUGGAAGGUAAUUUUUCCUUGAGUACUCUGUGUGUGGAAACCACUGUAAAUCGAAAAUUCACAAAUUGGGAGGAAUGCAGUUUUACUUUAAGUAU
Molecule: messenger RNA, 1703 nt
Organism: Chaetura pelagica (chimney swift)
Lineage: Eukaryota; Metazoa; Chordata; Aves; Apodiformes; Apodidae
Gene: B3GNT2
Product: UDP-GlcNAc:betaGal beta-1,3-N-acetylglucosaminyltransferase 2
Exons: 1
Coding region: 86-1279 (397 amino acids)
Cellular component (GO): membrane
Molecular function (GO): hexosyltransferase activity
Source: RefSeq, a predicted model, not a curated record